Trypanosoma cruzi is the source of this 1929-nucleotide messenger RNA. RefSeq lists its product as uncharacterized. The transcript has a single exon. Bases 1 to 1929 code for a protein of 642 amino acids. The record is from RefSeq and is a predicted model, not a curated record. NCBI's taxonomy places the organism in Eukaryota, Euglenozoa, Kinetoplastea, Trypanosomatida, Trypanosomatidae.
AUGCACGUUCUCGUCGAACACAGAAUGACUGAACAGACGAUUCUCCAAGAAGUUUUAGUUCCACGUGAUUCUGGAUGCCUGAGGACAGCCAUAGUACAGAAUGAGUCAUCCUGCGCCAUACAAUAUGACCGCACCCUGCGCGCACCUGUGUUAGUUCUGAGGGGUGGUCUUUCGCAUGCGCGCGUAGAAAUACCCUGUGAGGGCUACAAAUUUUUGUUGAAAAAGUUUCCUCAGUUACUAAUAAUUCUACAAACGUACCUGAGCUCCUUUGACUCCUUUUCUUUGGAGGUGACGAUGCAUACCCGUACUUCUAUUCGCGUGGACCUCACCAUUGGGACACAAUUUAACAAGGCGAGUGUAGCAGAUCUAAACACUGGGGUUGUUGUUUUCAAAAUGCCGUUGAUUAUCCCUCGAAAUCGCUGGGUGCAGGUGGUCUUUCAUGUCUCUGGUAUCUUGACACACCUUUUUGAUCUACCACCCAUUCAAUCCCUGGACUCCAUAUCAUUAACUGGGACCUGCAAAACUUCGCGACUUAUGGUAUGCAAUGAUGAGGAGGAGGCUAUCAAUGCAGCACCCGGUGAUAUGGCCCUUUUUGCUGUCCCAGCAUACGCUCCACCUGUUUGGCAAACAGCCGCCGGUAUCGCAACCCCAGUUUUGACGAGUGUCAGGAGAACAACGAGCGGGGCAACCACUACUACUCUGAAAUCAGUCGGAAAUUAUCUGCCAGUCGUGGGGGAAGCAGGGAAUGAGAAGAGACGCAAUCCAUUUCGGCAACCAGAAGGCACAUUGAAGUCUAACCUGCAGUCACCACCGCCACCACCAAUUGAGCGGAAUUCACCAAAGUUGGAAGGUAUAUCCACGGUCAAGCCUCCGUCCCCAUGUGAACCAUUACAAGAUAAACAGGGUUCUGCGCUACAGCGUGGCUUUUUAGGUAACUUGACACUAUCGCUCUCGUCGCCAUCAAAAUCCUUACAGCUUCAGCAACAAAAGCAAAAACCACAGCCGCAGCUCGCAUCUUUAUCACCAAAGUCAAUACAAACGCAACAGAAUCAACAAAAUGCGGAGUCUCAUUCAAAAAAUAGAACUGUUUCAUACAUACGGUUAGUGAAUCCGACAAAUCGUCUGCCUCAACGAAAUAGCAAUGCAAUUAAUCGUAUCCGUCCAGGCGCUGUGACGCGAAGUGAAUUAUCUGCGAGUGGCUCUUUGACUCCAGCGUCAGCACCAGCAGCACCCACCCUUAGCAACACCGCAGACACGUGGUGCGGCAUCACAGGCUGGGAGGAAGCCAUAGACUUUAUGAGCGGUGCGAACGCCGCCUUGUUGUGCACCGCGGACUACGCUAUAAAAGGUUCAUUACAUUCCAUUCAAGGCUCAUUAGGUGAAAGAGGUGCAACAGGUGUGAAUAAUAAGAUACAGAAAGGUUCGGAAACGCAAAAUCUCAAGACGCAGCAAACCAAAAAAUCGAUGGAGUUGCGAAGGCGUCCUAUCUUUUUUCCUAGCAAGCGUCGAAAGGGAGUAGGAGGAGGAACAGAAUCUCAAAAUUUUGUGGAUGGCGACACUGGCAACGGCGUAACUCAUUCUAUAAGGCGACGAGGCCAUGUUUCGCGGAGAUCACGAAUACGCGAAAGAAUAAGAUUGUUAAAGGAAGCACAGUCAAGUGCGCGUCGCAUACACGAGAUGAAGAAGCUUACGGCAUCUGAGCUGCCCAUAGAUCCGUUGGAGGAGGCACAGAUGAUGGUAAACGAAGAAAUUGUGGAUGUCAUGAAUGAACCCCGCUGCGGCUACGGAUUUGGAUAUUUGGGUGUCCUGCGUGAACGCGGUGGUUUUGAGACAGAUGAGGGUGUGGACACCAAUCUGAAAGGCGCACUUACACUAGAUAUCUCAGAGCUGUCCGAGGACGAGGAGGAUGGAGAUGAUGAGAGGGAGUAA